Messenger RNA from Yamadazyma tenuis ATCC 10573, 336 nucleotides. The record is from RefSeq and is a predicted model, not a curated record. Lineage: Eukaryota; Fungi; Ascomycota; Pichiomycetes; Serinales; Debaryomycetaceae.
GUAACUCAUAGAAACACAUUAAUCAAGAUGGAAAACGAUAAAGGUCAAUUAGUCGAAUUAUACGUUCCAAGAAAAUGUUCUGCCACCAACAGAAUCAUCAAGGCCAAGGAUCACGCCUCCGUUCAAAUCAGCAUUGCCAAUGUUGAUGAAGAAGGUAGAGCCAUUGUCGGAGAUGUCACUACUUACGCUUUGUGUGGAUACAUCAGAGGUAGAGGUGAAGCCGACGACUCUUUGAACAGAUUGGCUCAACAAGACGGUUUGUUGAAGAAUGUCUGGUCUUACUCCCGUUAAGUCAGUUGAGUUAUUUAAUUGUAUAGUUAAUUAAUGUCAUUAGAA